Messenger RNA from Thalassophryne amazonica, 3059 nucleotides. RefSeq names its product ATP-binding cassette, sub-family H, member 1 (gene abch1). NCBI's taxonomy places the organism in Eukaryota, Metazoa, Chordata, Actinopteri, Batrachoidiformes, Batrachoididae. Gene Ontology annotation, molecular function: ABC-type transporter activity; ATP binding; ATP hydrolysis activity. The record is from RefSeq and is a predicted model, not a curated record. Gene Ontology annotation, biological process: transmembrane transport. Gene Ontology annotation, cellular component: membrane; ATP-binding cassette (ABC) transporter complex.
AACAGCUGUGCGCCAGAGUGCCGCUCUAGUUUACCGGCGCAGGUACAGUGAACAGUGUGGACCAAAGGGGGCAAAAAUCCGGAAAGACACAUGAAAAUACCCACCCCCACCACAAACUGUUGGUGGUCCGCUGAGGGAAAACUGAACAUCCUCCCUCUGCCAUCUUCUGCGCGCUCUCGCUGCCUGUCUUUGCAGUGACCGAGCCGGUGCACCGGGCGCCGCUGCUGCCAUGGCCACGGAGCGCGCCGGGCGGAAUCCUGCAGCCAACUGUACGAACAUGGAGCUGAAGGACUGGAAGAUGAAGGCUGAUCCAGAGGCUUUGUUGCACUGUGGACUGGAGGGAACAGCGAUCCGAUGCAGAGAUGUGUGCCGGUCGUAUGGCAAACUGAAGGUUCUCAACAACCUCAACAUGACUGUGACACAGGGUCACAUUUAUGGCCUCUUAGGCCCCAGCGGAUGUGGGAAGACCACACUGUUGAAAUGCAUUGUCGGAACUCUCAAAAUCUCACGGGGUCACAUCACUGUUUUGGGAAAGGCACCUGGAUUUCCUGGUCACUGUGUCCCUGGGAAGAUGGUUGGCUACAUGCCACAGGAGCUAGCAUUGUACAAUGAGUUCACCAUCAGUGACACGUUGACCUUCUUUGGACGUAUUCAUGGCCUAACGUCAAAGGAAACCCAGGCACGCAUGGCUUUCCUCAUCGACUUCCUAGAUCUACCUCAGAAACAGCGCCUUAUCCGAAAUCUCAGUGGGGGUCAGCGGCGGCGGGUUUCUCUCGGGGCGGCUCUGCUUCAGAAUCCAGAACUGCUCAUCCUCGACGAGCCCACCGUUGGCGUGGACCCUGUUCUCAGGGCCAAGAUCUGGCAGCAUCUGGUGGAGAUUGUGAAGACGGGGAAGGUCUCCGUCAUCAUCACUACGCACUACAUAGAGGAGGCCAGGCAAGCCAAUGUGGUUGGUCUGAUGCGGAACGGCUGUUUGCUGGCUGAAGGUCCUCCUGAUGCAGUCAUGAAGCAGCACAGUGCAUCCACCUUAGAGCACGCCUUCCUGCAGCUGUGUGAAAUGUCAGACCAGACCGAAUCUAAGCAGGGGGCCAGUCUGCAAGAUGGAGUUUUGGAGAGUAGCCAAUCAUUUGAGAGUGGGCGUGACGAGAGCCGACCGAUUCUUGCAGUUGGACCAACAUCUGCGGACGAGCUUCCCAAAUAUUCAGCGGACUGGAAGGUACGAGCCCGACACAUACUACCGAAGUGUCGGAACGUCGGCGCUCUGAUGAUUAAAACCAUGGUGCGGAUGAAGAGAAUGCCUGGCUCCUUAUGUUUCCAGUUCUUGCUGCCCGUCAUUCAGAUCUCUCUGAUCUGUUUGUGCGUUGGAGGAGACCCAAAGGGGAUCCGGGUCGCUGUGGUGAAUAAUGAGACCGCCCCCUCUGCAUACAGCCAGUCACUGCUCUCCUUCUUAGACAACUCCAGUAUCCAUCAGGUGCCUUUGUCCCACGCGGACGCCUUCACCGGGAUCUACAACGGAGACUACUGGGGUAUCAUUGGCUUUGGUCAGAACUUCACCAGCUACCUGACUAAGAGGAUCAUCCAGCGGCACGUUCCCUGGGAGGUGGUGGAUGGAGGAUCCGUGCACGUCUGGCUGACCUGACAAGUGAAUCAACAAAUUGCAAUGAUGCUGCAGCAGAAACUACAAGAGGCUUUUCAGGCUUUUGUUGACAAUAAGAUGGGUAGUAGGUCCUACCUGGUCGCCAUGCCAAUAAAGUUUGAAGAGCCGAUCUACGGCAGCAAAAAUACAUACUUCACAACAUUUGUGACACCUGGGGCUGUUCUCAGUAUUACCUUCUACCUGGCUGUAGGUCUGACCGCCCUCUCUUUUGUCCUAGAGAGGAAGGAGGGGCUUUUGGAUAGAUGCUGGGUUGCAGGCGUGAGCUCUCUGGAGACCAUACUGGCCCAUCUUUUUUCACAGCUGUUUGUCAUCAGCGUUCAGAUCAUCCUGCUGCUCCUCUUCAUCCUGCUGGUCUUCAAGAAUCCCAAUGAAGGCUCGAUAGUGCUCAUCAUUAUUCUCAUCGUGCUGCAGGGCAUCACCGGCAUCUCGUUUGGCCUCGUCAUCUCCGCUGCUAUCGAUGAUGAGCAAAGCGCCAACCAGGCUGCCCUCGGUAUCUUCUACCCCAACCUGAUCAUCAGCGGUAUUAUCUGGCCCGUGGAGUGUAUCCCGUACCCUCUCCGCUACCUCAGCCUGGCCCUUCCUCAGACGUACGCCUCAGAAGCUCUCCGCUGUAUCAUGUACAGAGGUUGGGGCUUGUCACGGAUGAUGGUGUGGCGAGGUUUUGCAGUUACCCUGGGCUGGAACACGUUCUUCCUCGUCCUGGCCACUGUCAUCAUCAAGCUGCGGGCGUGACGGCGUGGUUUCUGUCAGUGUCUCAUCAGCGAGGGUCGGAGCCGCCCCUGCAGAGUCCAGGAACCAGUGACUGACCUGGGACCUCCUGUUAGAGGAUGUAGCAGGGCGGCGGAGGGCAGAGGGGGCGUUGCUGUGGUUUGUCGGGACAACAAACUGAUCUGUUCCUGCAGCGGCCUCAUGCCUCCAAAUCAUCUGACUCUUUUUCUUUCGCACAUACACAUUCCUACUGCCUGAUCCCAAACCAGUUGCGUUUGGCAUUUUCACAUGUGGGUGAACUCUCAAAAUGUUGCACACAGAACUACACACCUCAUGCAUGUGCACAUAUUGAGAAUCCUGUGAACACAGUCUGUCUGCAGCUUGUUGAAACGUUUCACCCGCUGAAGGAGCCGAUUACCAACUCAGGGUCAUUUUUAAUUCUUGUUUGCCUGUUAUGAAGGGUUUAUUAUUCUUUUAAACAUACUUUUAUUUCAAGAUGCGUGUGGUUUAUUUGUUGCUAAUCUUGUAUAUGCAUUAAAAUAUUUAAUAAUGCAUGGUGAGUCUUAAUACAAACUGUAAAGACUUUCCGUUUUUGUUUUGAUUUUGUCUUUGUAUCACAGUCUGUGAUGGGAACAAAGAAUAAAGUGCUGAACGCUCCGUGUUCUCGAAAUAAACACAAACCAGGAAAUUCUCA